UCACCAGAAAUCCGGCAGAAACUAGACAGGCUUAACUAAGCCCUGUAGUUCUCUGGCAACACAUCUCCUCUCUUCAUUCUUUUAUGUACACAAUGGAAGCAAAAGAAACUUGAAGAGGAAUCCUAGGUUUGGUUUUCAAAUUGACUCAGAAGCAAUUUCCCCUAACAUGAUUAUCCAGGAAUCCUGGAACACACAGUUAAUGCAAAGUAGUGUAAUCUCCUAUGGGAAGCUCAGCCAUCCCCUGGCUAAUAUUGUGCUUAUCUCAUGUAGUGGCAGGUUUAAAUACUCAUCUCCUGUUACUAAAACAGUUGUACAAUCUGUGAAGCUGCGAUAAGUAAGGACUGGGCCAGGUAUAGCCAAAUUACACUCGGCUGAUUGGAAGCAGCCCUGAGCUGGGGUGGCAUAGACAGUGCCCAUGUGGCAACACCAAGCUCGGAGCCAUCUGCCUGUGUCCUGCAGCCCUGCCUGCACUCCGCAUCCUUGAGUCUGAGCAGGAAUGUGUCUGUGCUGGUCUUUGCUCAGAUUUCCCAAACUUUGACUGCUGUGACCUCAACUUACCUUGAACUGCAUUACUACAGCAAUGCUACACCUGAGUCAUUCGCAGAUCUGGCAGACAAUGUGUUUCUUUGGCUGCAGCACAGUGGUGACUUCCCUGCCAGUGGCGUAAGGCAGAAUUGCUCAGUGCUGGUGGCUCUUUCGCCUUUGAUCUUGUAAUAUGUUCCAGGCAAGGUGAUUGCAUCUCCUGGUGUCGGCUUUCUGCCAAUUGGGAAUUCCCAGGUUUGUGCAAGACUUCCCCCUUUAAAGCGCCUUGUCCUUGAGUGCCCCUGAUCAUCCUCUUGGGUGACUUCCAGAUACCAGACAUGGGGCUUUCUAAAGCUUGUGCCUCUGCUGUGCUUUUGGAGCUGUCUGCUCUGGAGACCUGUGCCCUGGACAGCUAUGGUGCAGCUGUCUAUGAGCACAACGUGGUCUUGUCAGAGGAUGCUGAAGUGCCAGUUUCUCCUGAGGAGGCCUUGAUGCUGAUGGACAAAAAUAUGGCAUUUUUGGAAGCAGCCAUCAAAGAAGCAGCCAGCCAGGGUGCCCAUAUCAUUGUGACUCCUGAAGAUGGCAUUUAUGGCUGGGUUUUCACAAGGGAAACAAUAUACACUUGUCCUGAGGAUAUCCCAGACCCACAGGUGGACUGGAUUCCAUGUGCUGAUCUUGAAAGGUUUACUGCCUCACCAGUGCUGGGAAGACUGAGCUGUCUGGCAAGGAAUAACUCCAUCUAUGUGGUUGCAAAUAUGAGAGACAAGAAGCUGUGUAAUUCUAGACCCAAGCACUAUCAGUACAAUACCAACAUUGUCUUUGACUGAAGACUGUUGGCUCGUUAUCACAAGUACAAUCUUUUUGUGACAGAGAAACGGUUUUAUUACCCCAAGGAUCUAGGAUUUGUGACUUUCAAUACAUCCUUUGGCUACUUCUGAGAUAUCCUCUAUCAUGACCCAGCUGUGGUCUUGGCAAGCAGAUUUCAGAUUGACACCAUUCUGUUCCUAACUGCUUGGGGUAAUCUUCCACUGUUGUCAGCUGUCCAGUUUCACUCAGCAUGGGCCGUGGAAGUGGGUGUCAGCUUUCUUUCAGCAGAUACACACAACUCCACUUUAGGUAUGACAGGCAGUGAUAUUUUUGCCCCAGAUGGUCCAAGAGCAUAUUAUUACAAUACAGAAAUGGAAAAUGAUCAUCUUUUGGUGACAGAAGUGAGUUCACACCCACAACUGUCUCCUGGCUAUACUGCUGCUGUUAACUUGAAGUUGUAUGCCGGUAGCAUCAAACAGCUUCCAUCAAACAGCCCAUCAAACAACCAUAGUUUCAGUGGGGUCAUUUACCAUGAUCUCUUCUCCUCCAUGGAGCUCACUGAACCUGAGGGCAAUCGUGCCUUUUGCCAGCAGAACCUCUGUUGCCACCUGAGUUAUAAGAUUACAGAGAAGCAGAAAAAAGACGUUUAUGUUCUGAGUGCCUUUGAUGGGUUACAUGUUGUUGAACAAGAGUAUUAUUUGCAGAUAUGUACACUGCUCAAGUGCAAGAGUACAGACCUGAAUACGUGUGGGCAGCCAGUGGAGACAGCUCAGACCAAGUUUGACAUGUUCUCCCUCAGUGGCACGUUUGGCACUGUGUCUUUCCAGAGUCUUGUGCAGUGGGGUGCAGCUGGCCUAUGGGGAGUUUGAGGUAGUGGGACACCAUUGUAAGUUGUUAGACUUGUAACACAAGAUGUCAGAAAGCUACUACAAGACACUGGGGCAACUUGGUAUUAUCACUAUCCUCUAUUUUAGUAACUGGCUUGAGUUUAAUGAAGCUUUAUUUCUGCCUUAUUUCCCUGGUUGCAUUCAUACAGCAAAUCCAUUUUGCCAGUUCCCUUCUUCCCUGUCCCCUGAAAUCCCCUAGAACAAGGUCUUGCUAAAGACAGAAAUGUAGUUUUGCUCGGACUUUGUGAUAGCUCCAAGUGAGCUAUCACAUCUCUCAACUAAGUCAACAUUAAUGAAUAUAUUAUUCUGUGUUUGUCAUAUAAUACUACUGCUGUGCUGAUAUUCCUGUUUAUUUUACUUUUCCAUAGCUAAAAGUGCUAGCUGAUGGAUGUCUGAUAAGUUGGACUAGAAUAUCAAAGCCAGUUUUGAGUGUAACACUCUUUGGGAGGGGGCAUGGAAAGGACCUACACACACAGAGCAAGUUUCACUGUGAUUUCACUGCAGAACCUUUAAGAUCUCAUCUGCUUGUUUCUGUAACGCUAAUUAAAUAUAUUUAAUAAUAAUUCUAAUUAUGUCAAUUAAUAUUAUACCCAUAAUUAUAAUGACAUUCUAUUUCUGAAGUUCCCUUAUCUAUCAACAUAGUCAUUGCACACCAAUUUGUUUACUUGAUUUUUCAGCAAAAAUAAAUGAUUCUGCUAAACAGUUCUGUAUGUUUUUAUAUAAUAGCAUUGGUUGUCAGACCUCAACACGAGAGACAAUAGAAAAUAAAUUCUUUGACUUUAGUGGUGUAGUAUUCAGGCACAUAGCAGUUCAUUGUGGCCCGAUAACAACAGAUUUCUAAUUCUUCGAAAAUUUUUAGUAUUAGGAGUCAUUUCCACAAUACUGUUCUGCCCCACUUCUGAACACUUUUCUAAAACAGAGAUUAACAGAACCUUUGAAGGCCAAUAGUUGAACUUUUAUCAUUUUCUAUGAAAAAGAAAACAACACUCGAAACACCAUUGCUUCAAAACCAGUUAUUCAACUCAGCACAGAAUGUAAAGUGUUAUCAUGCCAUAACCUCACUUACAGCUGGAGGACUCUACUUGAAUCUUUCUGGCCAGAGUUUUACCAAGUGCAAUAUUUCCUUUCCAUAAAACUAUUGAUACCUGUGUUACCUUUUUCAAGCAUUCAGGUGGAUCCAUAUAAAAAAAAUUCUCAAAAUGAGCAAUUUUGCAAGUGCUUACGCGUCUUCCAAUUAAAUGGUUGCUUGUGCUGGUGUGAGGAAAAGUCUCGAGUGUGCAGGUAGGUGUGUUGGGAAAGGCUGGUGAACAGAUUGAAUGCACCAGCACGUGUGCGGGAGCAGGCCCUGCAAACUGUACUUUCUAAGCAAGUGGGCUGGAUUACUUCACGUGAUGCAGCUAAGAUUUCUAUGUGGGGUUAAUUCUGUUGUUUGUUCUGAAAUAAAAACAUUAUUCACAUUUAGUCUGACCAAUGUAAUAAAAAGUAAACUUGCACGAUGCAAAAUACAUUGGGUUUGAACAAAGUGAACAUUGUAGAAACAAGAUUUUAGUCUAUACAUGUAUUGAAUUGUCACCCUCUACAAUUCAUAUAAUAGAAGUAAUGGAAAACACUCUUACUUGUUUGUGGAGAAAAAGUACUCUAUUUCUAAAUUUAUUUCUGUGCCGCAG
This is a messenger RNA of Cuculus canorus (common cuckoo), 3883 nucleotides long. RefSeq names its product pantetheinase-like. Lineage: Eukaryota; Metazoa; Chordata; Aves; Cuculiformes; Cuculidae. The record is from RefSeq and is a predicted model, not a curated record.